Molecule: messenger RNA, 519 nt
Organism: Alternaria rosae
Lineage: Eukaryota; Fungi; Ascomycota; Dothideomycetes; Pleosporales; Pleosporaceae
Exons: 2
Coding region: 1-519 (172 amino acids)
Source: RefSeq, a predicted model, not a curated record
AUGCUUUCCUUCGCUCACCUCCAAUUCGGCACCCUCCUCCAAGCCACCUUCCUCCUCGGCAUGAACACAGCCCUAUCCACCAUCUCUAUUCCCUCCAUCCUCGAGUCCCCCUCUCCAAUCCUCGCAAUCCGGCAAUGGCACUACCAGUUCCGCGCUGCGCAAGUCCCCGCUACUUCGCUCUCGGCCUCUAACCUCAUCUUGUCCGCCAUCAUGACAUACGGCUCUUCCACCAAACACGGGCUUACGGGCAAGACGACCAUCAUCUACGGUGUCAGCAGCGUGUUGGCUUUUCUCAUCUUUCCUUUCACACUUCAUUACAUGAACCCGGUUAAUGAUGUGUUGAUUGAGAAGUUCCGGGCGCAAAAGGAUUUGCAUUACGCGGACCUGCCAGAGAAAGGCAGGGGAAUGCAGACUGCAAGGGAUCACGACAAGAUUGCUUACUGGGGGUACCUCAACCGUGUGAGGAUCGUGCUUUAUGCUGGUUUCGUAGCUUGCAAUGCUGCUGCUAUUUUGGCAUAG